AUGGGCUCCAGCUCGUUAUCAAGAACACAGGUCAUGACUACCUUGGUCGAAGCUCAGGAUCAAACGCGUUGGCUCUCUGAGCGCAACUUUAUUCCCGAGGGCUGUACAGAAUCCGUUGGGAAUGUGGUCACAUUUGGAGCCGGUCAGCAAUUCCAUGGUAUUUAUGAAUUCGCCUCUCAACACAACAUUCGGAUUGUAGGGGGAACCGGUCUGACUGUCGGGGCAUCUGGCGGUUGGAUCACGGGCGGUGGUCAUAGCAUAUUAUCAAAUGAGCUCGGACUUGGAAUCGACAAUGUUUACCAGAUGCGCGCCAUCCUCCCAAAUGGAACCCUCAUCACUGCUACACGUUGUCAAAAUACCGAACUCUUUUUCGCGUUGAGAGGCGGCGGUGGUAGCACCUUCGGCAUUGUGAUGGAAACCAGUAUCCUUGCACAUCAGGAAAGGCCCAUGGAGAUGAUAUCUCUCACCUUGGGUAAUGAAGAGCAGCAUGUUGCGGAAUCAUUCAUCCAAACCAUGGUGAACAAUGCCGAGCGUUGGGCACACGAAGGUUGGGGCGGAUUUUUCCAACCGGGAAUGUACAAAAGUCAGCCAAUAAUCGUGAUCAUGGCGACAUCUAUGCUUGACCAUCUGCAGGCAAGAGCGUCGAUGAAGCCAAUUCUGGAAUUUGCACAUCAGUUCGGUGCAUCGACAUCUUUGAACAUGACUACAUUUCCUACCUUCGGCAAGUUCAUGGAGAACAUAAGCAAGCUCGACAGUAUGUCUCUGAACAAUGAUCAGAUACCGGUUUCCAUGUCGUCACGAAUAAUUCCUCGUCACAAUUUUCAAGAGAGAAGUGGAAGAGAUAAGCUGACCAGAGCGCUCAACGAUAUUAUGCUCACAUCAGAAUCGAAUAUCAAUUCUUCGGCCUCAAUUCCUGCUGUACUUGUUUGUCUCACGACUCCAUUCAAAUACUCAAAGCAUCUACCCGAGCUAGAUCAAAAGGGACGACCCGGAUACUCAUCCGUGACACCAGCAUGGCGUGAUGGGUUAUGGCACGUUGUGCAUAAACGGACUUGGGGUGAUGACGAAACACCUUCUGGUGUGGCAAACAUUUGGAAGAAAACAAGCCAUGCCAUGGAUCCAAUGCGAAACCUGACGCCGGGGGGAGGUGCUUAUCAGAAUGAAGCAGACGCGUUCGAGCCAGAUUCGGUCACCGCAUUUUGGGGACAGGAGAACUACGACCGACUACUCAAAAUAAAGCGGGAAGUGGACCCAGAAAAUAUUUUUACGGGGCAUCAAGGGGUAGGCUGGGAUCGACAAAAUCCGCGAUACGAUUGUUAUCCACGAUAG
Messenger RNA from Penicillium manginii, 1329 nucleotides. RefSeq names its product FAD-binding domain-containing protein. Gene Ontology annotation, molecular function: FAD binding; oxidoreductase activity. NCBI's taxonomy places the organism in Eukaryota, Fungi, Ascomycota, Eurotiomycetes, Eurotiales, Aspergillaceae. The coding region runs from base 1 to 1329 and encodes 442 amino acids. The record is from RefSeq and is a predicted model, not a curated record. The transcript has 3 exons.